This is a messenger RNA of Poecilia latipinna (sailfin molly), 3244 nucleotides long. RefSeq names its product rho GTPase-activating protein 17-like. Gene Ontology annotation, cellular component: intracellular anatomical structure; cytoplasm; cytosol. The transcript is spliced from 21 exons. The record is from RefSeq and is a predicted model, not a curated record. Bases 385 to 2412 code for a protein of 675 amino acids. Lineage: Eukaryota; Metazoa; Chordata; Actinopteri; Cyprinodontiformes; Poeciliidae. Gene Ontology annotation, molecular function: GTPase activator activity; protein binding. Gene Ontology annotation, biological process: regulation of actin cytoskeleton organization; signal transduction; positive regulation of GTPase activity.
UUUCCUUAUGGGCAGCGCAGAGGGUCAUGUUUAGGGGCAUGAGCUGCGGUGUUUGGUCCGGGGAGGAGCUGCGGCCUCGGGCUGCCAGAUGCUGAGGAGCUGCGGCGUAACUUCCUGCGGCGGUCCGGGGAAGAGGAAGAGGCAGAGGAAGAGGAGAGCCGGAGGAAGAAGCCCCCCUCCAGGAUUAUUGCGCUCAGCGUCGCUAGCUCGUCGGCUAACGGUCCGGACAGCAGCCAUGAAGAGCCGCUGGAGCCAGUGAAAGUUCGCCGCCUCUCACUUCUGGACUCUAAUCGACGGCUGGGCGGUUCGGGAAGUUCGGGUAACUGGGCCAGAAGCCGCUGGAGAAGCCCGACCUGAAGAGACUCAGCUGGCGGAGGAGCAAAGAUGAAGAAGCAGUUCAAUCGGAUGAAGCAGCUCGCUAAUCAGACGGUUGGCAGAGCAGAGAAGACAGAAGUCCUCAGCGAUGACCUCCUGCAGAUUGAGCGGCGCAUGGAGUUGGUGCGCGUUGUUUCCCACAACACGCACAAGAAGAUGGUGUCAUGUCUGCAGGGUCACAUCGGAGCAGAAGCAGAGAAGAGACAUUCUGUCCCGCGCCUCUAUACAGGAAACGGUCAGAAAAAGCUUCCUCUCACCGCUCUGUCCCAGGCCAUGGUGGAGGGAGGAACCCAGCUAGGGGAAGACUCGUCGAUCGGGAAGAUGAUGGAGGUGUGCGGUGAGGUGGAGAACCGUCUGGCCACGGAGCUGAUGCAGCACGAGCUGCAGAUGGAGAAGGAGGUUCUGGACCCGAUCAGCCAGCUGGCAGAGGUAGAAAUCCCAAACAUCCUGAAGCAGAGGAAGCAGCUGGCCAAGUUGGUGUUGGACUACGAUUCUGCCAGAGCCCGGUGGUUGCAGGCGACCAAGUCGAUAAUCUCAGGAACAAACACUCAGGCGCUGACGGCCAAGGCAGACCUGCUGAAGGAGGAGGUAGACGAGGCCAUGAACAAAGUGGAGCUCUGCAAGGACCAGCUCGCUGCAGACAUGUACAGUUUCUUCUCCAAAGAAGGCGACUACGCCCACUACUUCAUCACGCUCCUGGAGGCUCAGGCUGAUUACCACAGGAAGUCUCUGUCUGUUCUGGAGAGCGUUCUGCCGGCCAUCCGGGCCCAGCAAGACUCCUGGAUGGAGAAACCGGCAUUUGGAACGGCUCUGGAUGAUCACCUGAAGAGGAGCGGCAGAGAGAUCGCUGUGCCGAUGGAGGCCUGCGUCAUGAUGCUGCUGGAGACCGGCAUGAAGGAGGAGGGUCUGUUCAGGAUCGCAGCUGGAGCCUCCAAGCUGAAGAAGCUGAAGGCGGCGCUGGACUGCUCCACCUCCCAGCUGGAGGAGUUCUACUCAGACCCCCACGCUGUCGCCGGCGCUCUGAAGUCGUACCUGCGGGAGCUCCCUGACCCCCUGAUGACCUCCCAGCUUUACGACGAGUGGAUCCAGGCCUCCAGUGUUUCAGACCCAGAUAAACGGCUGCAGGCUCUCUGGCUGGUCUGUGACAAACUACCAAAGAACAACAGGAACAACCUGAGGUACCUGGUGAAGUUUUUAGCCAGACUGGCUCAGGACAGCGAGACGAACAAAAUGACACCGAGCAACAUGGCCAUCGUCCUGGGACCCAACCUGCUGUGGGCCAAGACCGAGGGGAGCCUGGCGGAGAUGGCGGCAGCGACCUCGGUGCAUGUGGUGGCCAUCAUAGAGCCCAUCAUCCAGCAUGCUGACUGGUUCUUCCCUGAGGACGUGGAGUUUAAUGUUUCCGGCAUGUUUGUGAUGCCGCCGCCGGCAGCGUCCAAUCACAGCAGCCCGCCGGACGCCGACUGCAGCGUGGAGAGGAAGAGGAGCAGCAUGCUGGGAGCAGACGCAGACACCGCGCGGAAAGACAACUCUAACAAGCAGUCGGACCCCGCCCUCCGUAGAGGCACUAACACCUUAGGUAGAAAGCAGCACACCUCACCUGCCUUCCAGCCUCCUCUGCCCCCUAUGGAGGCCCCCGUCCUGGGCCAUGGGGUCCCCCAGGUUGACCCACAGGCCCCGCCUCCAGUGGGGGGGUCGGGGCUGGAUGGGCCCCAGCUCAGCCUGGUCCAGGAUCUGGCUGCUCUGGCAGCAGUGCAGCAGCUGCUGGCCCAGAACACAGAGGAGCUCAGCAGCCUGAAGCUGCGGGACGGCGCUGCAGCGGCGCCCACGCCGGUUCCUCAGAGGAACGGUUCUGGAGGCGGUGGGCCGUCUGGGACCGGGUCCAUGGGGCCCAGUCCUCACAUGAUGCGGCGAGGUGACCAACAAGCAGGAUGCAUAGAAAGAUCGACAACACGACUGGACAGGACAGGUCGCCAUGGUUACCAGGUAAACCAGCAGGCAGUGGCAAACAUCUGGACUCGGUUUAUAAUAACCUGAAACCAAACUAACGGAUCAAAACGGAUUUUAACGGAUUGCAGAUUGAAGUGAUGAAAAACGUUCAUCAGAUCAGAAAUUUCUUCAUAUCGACUUCUUAAAAAAUAAAAGCAUUUAUUACAUAAUAAAUAUUCACUUUGCUCUCCGUCUGAUUGUCAGAUUAAAUCUAGAAUCAUCUGGAGUAAAUCUGGACCUCAGCUCUGAAGGUCUGAAAUCUGACCCGAUGAAAAACGAGCUCCAGAAGUGAAAACAUGAAUUUAUUGGAGCUGCAGAACAAAUCAGUUAUUAACAUUAUUUAACGUGAAAAUGUUUACUCCAACUAGAUUUAGAUAUUUAAACUAGAAACUUAUGUUUAGUGGCUGUGAAGGAGAAAAUUGAUUCAUUUAAUCAUAACAUCAACGAUUUUUACAUCUCUGCCAGAAAUCCUGAACAUUAUUCGCCAUCAAGAUGAAAAUUCAGUUUUUAUUGAUCAGACUAUUGAUCAAUAAAAACUAGAAGAUCAAAGAGUUACAUCACAGUCGGAUCAGUGGUUCCGGACCAGUUCAACCAUUUUGCUCCUUUGAUCGGACCAGUUUGGGCCAAAGUGGAACUCAUGAAGAAGAAUCAGAACAUCUGGUCUAACCAGGUCGGUUCUGUUGACCGUCUUCAGAGCUGCAGGUCCAGAUGUUGGUCUUGGUGGUUCUGGAGCUUUUGGAUUCAGACUGUCCAUCAGACCCGGUUUGUCUCCUGGGUUCUGAUGGGACACCAGCGAACCCGUCUCCCAUAGCAACAGAUGGAUCUACAACAGCUGCUGAGCCGAAGGCCAGCGACGAUCCGGGCGAACGCGGCAACAAUU